Messenger RNA from Annulohypoxylon truncatum, 1441 nucleotides. RefSeq names its product DUF1264-domain-containing protein. NCBI's taxonomy places the organism in Eukaryota, Fungi, Ascomycota, Sordariomycetes, Xylariales, Hypoxylaceae. Bases 596 to 1279 code for a protein of 227 amino acids. The record is from RefSeq and is a predicted model, not a curated record. The transcript has 2 exons.
CGCCAAGGGAUAUCACGUGGCCUCCCUGUUAAGUUAGAAUCUAGUAACAACUUAACUUUCUAUGCCUUAAAGUUUCCUACAGACGUUUCAGUCCACUUGGAACCUGUUAUAAACGUACACUAGAAAGAACAAUCAAUUCGCUGUUCAUUUUCUAAGUCGAUUGCCGUUACCUAAGACUCUAAGUACCUCCGAGGUGGUCCAAGAACGACCUGAAAUGAAUAACCUGGCGGGGAACAACGCAUCUAUGACAUCAGAAUUGUCAUUGCUAUUAUCGAUUGUGGUGAUUCAAUGUGGUUUACUUAUAGUAAACAUGAAUGUAAAUUGAUGACUAAAUACAUUUCUAUAGGAUAGGCCACAGAAAUGACUAGGUAGGUCAUACCGACGUAUAUUCGCCCCAAGAUACAAUUUGUAUAAAUAUACAUCAUUUCGUGGCCUUGGCCGUCUUAAGUCUCUUUUAGACUAAACACUCUAUAUCUCAUCUUCAUAUGCAAAGCUAAACACUAUAAUACGGUUUAUCUAACUCGAAUACAUGAACCAUAAACCCCAUCCCCAACCCCUAUCUUAGCCCCUAUUCCCAUCAAACCCAUACACAGCCAUGACAACCCAUCAACACCCCCAUCACGUUCCCGGAGGCCCACUUACAGCCGAAGACAAAGUCCUCGAGACCGGCGCCUCCAUGAUCCAAGACUUUCAGCCCGUGAAGCAGCUCUGCGCCCACCUGAACGCCUUCCACACGUACGCCGACGAGCCCGGCCGGUACGUCGAGGCGAACCACUACUGCGCUCACCUAACCGAAGACGUCCGCCAAUGCAUCCUCUACGACAGCCCGGGCCCCAACGCGCGGCUAAUCGGGAUCGAGUAUAUGAUCACCCCCAAAUUCUACGCCACGCUGGACCCGGAGGAGCGGAAGCUCUGGCACUCGCACGUGUACGAGGUGAAAUCCGGGAUGCUCAUCAUGCCGGGCCCCACCACCGUCCCCGGGGCGCAGCAGGCGUGGGAGGCCGCCGAGACGCAGGAGAUGAAGCACGUCAUCGGGCUGUACGGCAAGGUGUAUCACUUAUGGCAGACGGACCGCGGCAACGCCUUGCCGUUUGGCGAGCCUAAGCUCAUGACGAGUUUCACGGCCGAUGGUCAGUUCGACUUCGAGAAGGCGGUGGCGGAUCGCGAUAAGAGGUUCGGCAGCGAUUGGAAGCGGAAGAAGGAGUUGAGGAAGGAUAUCGAGGUGCCUCAGAUUCACCCAGACGCUGAUGCGGCUUGGAAAAGACGAAAUUCUAUGUAGGUACCAAGGAAAGGAGAGCAGAAAGGAGUGGGUAUUGACCAAUUGUCUCUACUCUCACUUGCUAUGUGGAUAUUACGCUUACUAAGAAAUGAUUAUUGACUACAGAGAAUAGCUAAGCUUAGGGGUUAUCGCGCAGCUUGCUUUAGGUAUUCUAAUUAACAC